Molecule: messenger RNA, 2760 nt
Organism: Elgaria multicarinata webbii
Lineage: Eukaryota; Metazoa; Chordata; Lepidosauria; Squamata; Anguidae
Gene: MAP2K3
Product: mitogen-activated protein kinase kinase 3
Exons: 13
Coding region: 470-1507 (345 amino acids)
Biological process (GO): MAPK cascade; protein phosphorylation
Molecular function (GO): MAP kinase kinase activity; ATP binding
Source: RefSeq, a predicted model, not a curated record
UUUCAAAUGUAAUCCGAGAAGCCCCCCGAAACGGGGCAAGCUCAGCUGCCGACGCCUGGGGAAGAGAAGGGCUUGACGGCAGGGGGGGAGAGAGAGGUUUUUCCACCCCCCCUUCCUUCCCUUUCUUUCUUUCCUUUUUUUUUACCCUAAAACACCCGGAUUGCUGUGAAUUUGUAUUAAUUAUUAUUAUUUUUGCACAGCAAGAGUGCAAGGAAGAGUUUAGGAAAGGGGAGCAAAAAAAAAGGGGGGGAUUUUUAAAUUGACGGUAGAACGACUAGUCCGCAAGAACUUUAGAGCAUGCAUCUGUCUUUUCUCGGGUAGCUGCCACCGUUCCCCCCCCCUGUUUUUUGCUGUUCGGUGCCCCCUUCUCCUCCCCUUCUCUCUGUCUUUUUUUUUUUUUGCACCGCGCAGAAAUCAGUCCUCCGAGGCGUGCCGACCCGUAUAGUUCUUUCGCUUCUGGGAAACCACCAUGGACAGAAAACAAGGAUCCUUGGAAAAGCGCAAAGGAGUGCCUAAGAAGAAAAAGCUCCCCAUCUUGAAAAUUCCGCCGGCCCCCAGGCAGACGUCUGUCCCUGCCACACCUCCCCGGAACCUGGAUUCCAGGACCUUUAUUACCAUUGGUGAGAAAAACUUCGAAGUUGAGGCCGAUGACUUGGUGAGCAUUUCGGAGUUGGGAAGGGGCGCUUACGGCGUGGUGGAGAAAGUGCAUCAUGAGCAGAGCGACACUACGAUGGCCGUGAAGAGAAUCCGAGCCACUGUGAACACUCAGGAACAGAAGAGACUCUUGAUGGAUCUGGACAUCUCCAUGAGGACAGUCGACUGCUUUUAUACCGUCACUUUUUACGGUGCCCUUUUCAGAGAGGGUGACGUGUGGAUCUGCAUGGAGUUAAUGGACACGUCUUUGGACAAAUUUUAUAAGAAAGUCCUGGAAAAGAAGAAGACCAUCCCUGAAGAUAUACUUGGGAAAAUAACUGUGUCUAUUGUGCGGGCGCUAGAACAUUUACACAGCAAACUGUCCGUGAUUCACAGAGAUGUGAAGCCGUCCAACGUCCUUAUCAACAAACAGGGGCAUGUCAAAAUGUGUGACUUCGGAAUCAGCGGUUACUUGGUGGAUUCAGUUGCGAAGACCAUGGAUGCCGGCUGCAAACCUUACAUGGCUCCAGAGAGGAUAAACCCGGAACUGAACCAAAACGGCUACAACGUGAAAUCGGACGUUUGGAGCCUGGGGAUCACCUUGAUUGAGAUGGCCAUCCUCCGUUUCCCGUACGAGUCUUGGGGGACCCCCUUCCAGCAGCUAAAACAGGUGGUGGAAGAACCCUCCCCUCAGCUUCCGGCCGACCGCUUCUCAAGGGACUUUGUAGACUUCACGGCACAGUGUUUGAGGAAGAAUCCCGCUGAACGAAUGAGCUACUUGGAACUCAUGGCUCACCAGUUCUUCACCCUGCACGACACCAAAGUGACUGAUAUGGUCUCCUUCGUAACAGAAAUCCUCAGAGAGGACUCUUAAAUUUCCGCAGACCUCGCCGUCGAACAAGACGAAACCAGCGUAGCAUUUUCCUGGCUUCUCCUGCCGAGGAGGGAAGGAAAUAAGGAACUCCUUUAGCAUUAACGGUGGUUUGCACAAAACGGAAUGAAUGUUUUCGUCGCCUCCUCCCCCAAAACCAGUUAUUUCGGCAUCGACUUGGACUUGAGCGAUUUAUUAUUAUUAUUAUUAUCUCGUUAUUUUUAGGGUCUCUGCGAAUGUCACAUUUUUACACAGAAGAGCGGAGGGGUCUGCCUGUCCUUGUCAAUGCUCAAACAGUCUCCCUUCUUGGUAGACUUUUAAGAAGCACAUUGUGUUCCUUAAGCGGGUUGCCCAAAAACGUCUGCACGCAGCUGUGCACGUGCUCAGGGGCACGCUGCCCCCACUCAGAAACUCUCAACACAGCGCACUGAAGCGUGGAGAUGCUGCCACUCGGGGUUGAUGGAUGUGCCCGGCAAAAUCUUGCGGUACAGUCCUAUGAGCAGAGAGUUACAUUUUUUUUUUAAAAAAAAAAAGCUUCUCCACCUAAAAACUCCCUACAUGUAGAAACCCAGCUCUUGAGGGAGCAGGCUAGAUCGGGAUUUUUUUUUUCUUUACGGUGUGUUCUAGUCUUCUACAUUUCUUCUCUUUAUCAUUAAUCCGGAAGAGCAUUUCAAGAUGCAGUACAGGAAGGGAAACUACACAUGAUUUUGUGGAACACAUCACUUGGCUUUUAGGCAUCUUUCUCCUAGUUUUGUUCCACGCUGCUCCCCUCCCCCCCCCCCCCAGCAAUUACUUCUAGGACCCAGAUUUUAACUUCUAGGACCUGGAUUUUCACUUGACUCUAACCAGAUGUUGCUCCCGUAGCUUUUUCCAGCGGGUGCCAGAUUUCUCUUCAUAGGGGGAUGGAUUCAGGUGAACAGCCUCCAGAUGCCGGAGAUCAAACCUGGCUAACCCAGCAGGGGGAUGUUGGGAAUUGUAGUCCAAAGGCACCAUUUGGGGGAAGGCCUCCCUAGAGGCAACGAUAACCCCUAGAGUAAUUCGCUCCCACCCCAUUGCCUUAUUUAAAUGCCCUGCCCAGUCACGGACGUGCGGCGAAAUUGGAUCUUGAUGGCUACGCACAGGCAUUUCAAAGACGUUUCACAGUUGUCGAGUGAGCUGGAAUCCCCCAGCACCAGACACUUCCUGCUUGCUGGUUCAUACCCCAAGGGAAGUACCCAGUGUUAGGCCUAUUUGGAGUAGACCCAUUGUAAUGAAUG